AUGUGGCCAUUGAAGCUGAUUGUCAAAGCGAAAAUGAACGCGUACACCUCCACGACCGAAGUCUCGACGCGUCGCCCUCGCGGUCGCACCGUCCUCACUCGCCCGUCCACCCUUACCGCGUCUCUCAAGGCGCUGUGUUCGUCCCCGCUCACCCCGAUCACGCCGUCACCCUUCCGCGACGCGCCUAUCUUGUCCCCGUCGACGCCCUUGCUGCCUGCGCAUCCACGGAACCCCGUCUCCGGCUCCGCGUCUCCUAUUUCCGGCUCUAGCACGCCCAGCAACUCUCACUCCGGCCCAAGCACACCGCCAACUACCCCACCGACCACCCCGCCAUGUUACAGCCUCACGACUCCGCACAAGCCGAAGCGGAUACAGACGCCGUUCUCGCCGUUCAAGGUGCUGUCCGGCUUGCUUAACGUCGUGCGUCUGAGCCCGACGCCCGCUCCUCGUGCGACUGCUGUCCACUCUCCUCCUGCCUCGCCUGUUGAGUCCUUCGUCUACCACUACGAUGAAGAGACGGGUUUUACGCGCAUCUUCAGUGAGCCCGACGACCUUACCAGCAUCUUCGAGGCGGACGACGACGCGAUGGAGCUCGACUCGGACGAGCACCCCGAGCAGGACGUCAGCCCUCUGCCCUUCAUCUGGGCCAGGCCCGCCCCCAACGCCCCUGCCGCACCCUUCACCGACGACGCAUCUCUGUCCACGGACCUCUUCGCCCCUGCCGCCGACCACGGCCUCGGCAUCUCCUGGCCCGGCAUGCAAGCCUGGACGCUUCCGUCGCCACCCCCGUCACCGCUGAAGCGCUGCAAGCGCAAGCGCAGCGAGGACGACGCGUACGCGCAUGCGGACGCAGUGAAGAAGCUGCGUGCGGAGGAGGCGGAGUCAGAGGAGGACGACGACCCGGCGUCCUUGUGGUCGUGA
Aplosporella prunicola CBS 121167 is the source of this 921-nucleotide messenger RNA. RefSeq lists its product as uncharacterized. The transcript has 2 exons. The record is from RefSeq and is a predicted model, not a curated record. NCBI's taxonomy places the organism in Eukaryota, Fungi, Ascomycota, Dothideomycetes, Botryosphaeriales, Aplosporellaceae. The coding region runs from base 1 to 921 and encodes 306 amino acids.